Amoebophrya sp. A25 is the source of this 2111-nucleotide messenger RNA. The record is from the annotation of a GenBank genome assembly. NCBI's taxonomy places the organism in Eukaryota, Dinophyceae, Syndiniales, Amoebophryaceae.
GUUGUUAUUACUACUACACUAGAAUUAUAGGGCAUUUUGCCGAGUGCACUCUCUUGCAGGUCGUCAUCUACUAGAACAAAUGAAAAUGUGAACGUGAGAAUGUGAAAGGUUACGAAUUACAAGUGAAUUCUCGUCAACGAGGUCUCGAAGAUGUAAGGAAUGAUCAUCAGCAUGCAGGAUGGUAAUGAUGAGCUUUGACUCCAGGACUCUACUGUCGUUGCAAAUAGUAGUUGUUCGUUCGCGCGUUCGCGUUGCCGAAGAUGCGGCUUCUCAACUGCAACUGGUAAGCAAGUUGUACUUGUACCUUGAGCGAUUCUGAGUGAUGUGUGACACCUGCUUCUAGUUGUAUCUCUCUAAAUCAUCAAUCAUGCAUAUGAAUAUGUGCGUUGUAUGGACCUUUCCACUGGAGUAGCUAGCUGCGACUGUGGAGGCGAGAGGAAGGAUAGCUUCUGAGGAACAAGAGGGACUUGGCACAGUCCUCUACAACAACUGUUCACUGACUUCUAAGGUAAAACCUCUAACUAAACCCAAAGCCAAAGUCCUCUCAAGAAACAGCACAAGCACAAAACCAAAACAAGAUCAUGUCCCCCCUCGUUCGUCGCACUCUUAUUCUCCUUUCCGGAGCUCUCUGUGCGUCUGCCCGACUUUUGGCCGUCCAGGAGCCUCCAGCUUGUGCGAAUAUUUCGUGCUCGCCGUUGCAAUGUCCAGCUGGAUUUGAAGAAAAGCAAGAGCCGGGAACCUGCUGUCCAGUCUGCUUCAAUCCGAAUAUCAAGCUGGAGUCGGUACUUGUUUAGUUUAUACGUGGUACUUUUCCUUUCCAAGUUAUUAGGUUUGCGUACUUGUUUAGUUUAUACGUUUAAGUAGUAAGUUUGGUUUUUAUUCUUGCGAGGGUAGUGCUAGUGGUGAAAAUGGUUUAGAUGAUCUUGUUGUUAACCAGCUGGUGUUGACGAAGGACCACGAUGAUGUAUCUCUUGUUGUUAAUACCAGUGACAGAUUGUAGUUCACCUUCUACAAUUCGCUUCUACAGACGACGACUUUUUUGCCAUGCAAUCAAAUGAAUCCGACAUCGACAUGAAUAUAUUUCUCGUUUCUCUCGUCUUCGAUGCAAUGUAUAUGAUCAACGUGAUGGAAUUCCUUGCUGCCCUCGCAAUACAUAUUGAAACUUCAUCCUCCCCACCACAAACUACCUCAACAGCAACCCGCUGGAGCCACUGGUGAGCAUGGUGGUGCCGAGAGUACCUUCUGCAAGAGCACCUGGUGCUUCCCGACCUUGUGCCCGAGCGAGGACAAGAUCACGGCUCCAACCACCGAGAACGGUCAGUGCUGUCCGGUCUGCGACGUGUAAGCACUAGGGCAGGAGUCUUCAGACAUGGUCGAGGUCGUGAUGUGGUGGAGAGAGGUGUGCCACGAGAGGAGCACUAGGGCAUGAGUCUUGUUUCCGUGAAAAAGCUAAUUUUCUACCCAGGAAAGUGAAAGUUGUGUUGUGGAUCCUAAGAAGGAACGGAUAUCUAGAUCGAAAUUGAUACGAGCACUACUCUACUUUUCGAUCCAAUUUCAAAUCAUUUGGUGGUGGUUUCCAAUGUGUAUUUUUUUUCCGUCAAUGAAUAUGAGGCUGAAUUUCCAUUUUCAGCAUUUAUUAGAAGAUACGUCAGGUCGUAUGUAUCAUGUCGUUCCUGAAUAUGAUAGAAAUUAUUCGUGAUUUUAAAGUUUCAUCGACUUUUCAAGUUUAUCCCGUGUCCCAUUUGUUCAACUUUUUUUUCCAGUUUUACAGAAGAGGAAAGUGCCAAGGUCUUCGUCACCAUAAUUGUUCAACUACUCCGUGAAAGAUAUGAAAUGUGGUCUCGUUUUGUCAGGCAAUCCGCAAACUCGAAUCAAGUUGUACCUCUGACAAGAUAUAAGUUCGAAUCCAUCUUCUUUGCUAGAAGAGUGCGUUGUCGAUGUGCCAAGCACCUUCGGUCUUGCAUUAUGCCGCUCACCUUGCGGCAAUCAACAUACCUCUGUAGGUGGACGGAAGCGUCGUUCAGCCCAUUGACCAUGUUGAGCGUUCCUCGACAGUGCAAAAAGAAUUUUGAAAGAUGGAAGUCCUAAGUUGAAGUAGGCUACUUCUAAAC